GGAAUCACGCAUGCGCACUAGGCUACUCAGUUGCUAUGGGAUACGUACUGAAUCAACAGCGCGUCCAGCGUUGAGCGUAUCAUUACAGCGUCGUUGGAUACAGCGUUUCACUGCGAGUAUUAUCGAAACAUUCAUUUCAUAUAGCUAAGGCUCAAGAGUGCAAACAUGACAGCAGGUUCAGUGGCAGCACCUCAAAUCAUUCCCAUUCGCAUGCCUCCUCCUGGUAAAGCCAAGCAUGAGAUUGACUCCUGCACUCCUGUGGAGAUCAAAUCAGAAUCCCCUGAUGUGAGUGUGCUGUACACACUGGACGGCAGUAAGCCGGAGGCGAUGAAGAGGCUGGGCUCUGGUGGCAGCACUCUGAAGUUUACUGAACCUAUUCGCUUACCUGUGGGAAAAGUGUCUGUGAGAGCCAUGGCUGUCACCACAGAUGGCAGACAGAGUGCUGUCGUCACCAAGGUUUUCAUAGUGGAGCCACUUGCUUCAGAUGAGGAUCUGACUGCGGACCAUGAGGAUGACUCUUUGAAGAAUGGCAGACUGAUCAAUGGCAAGGAUGAUUCAUUAAAGAAUUUGAAGGGGAGCGAAAACGGAGCUGGCGUUUCCUCUAUUAAAUAUUUAGAUAUCCCCAGUGGUGACUCUCGCAGAGCUCCGAAAGGCCCUCGAUUCCUCUCACAGCGCCUCGGCCCCGGUUCAUCUGCACGGCUGACAGUUGAAAACACACAAGUAAAGAACCAGAGUCCAGAUGUUGUGGAAAGUCCCUUAAGAAAUUUGACAAGCACUCAGAUAUCACGGAUCCAGAGAGAAACAGAUUUCCUUAGAUGUCCAAAGUGCUUGAGUCAUCGCCCUUCAGACCCUUUUGCCCAAUUCUGUCUGCACUGUGGAUCACCAGUGCCCCCAAUACCUGGUCAAAGACUCCCCCCUACUGAAGGAGGACAGAUGGGUCUAUGUGUGCACUGUAAAACAAUGGUGCCUCUCAAUACGGCCACAUGUGUUGUGUGCGAGUCUCCACUGGCUCAACAACUGCAGCCGCAGGCUAGUCUGAGACUACAGGAUAAGUUAAUCUGUGGCUCGUGUGGGACAGGAAACCCCUCUCACAUCACACAUUGUGUCACUUGUGAAUCCCAGCUGCUUCAGCAAACCACACCUGUUUUAAGUGGACAGAGAGCUGCACCUAUACCCAGUUCACAGGGCAAAAUGGUCUCCUGCUCCAAGUGCAAUAGAGUCAACCACUCGGAUGCACGAUUCUGCGACUGGUGUGGGGCAAAGCCCGGCCACAAAGUCAGCACUGUGACGUGUUCUCAGUGUGGAGCUAGCAGCCACCCAUAUGCUAAUUACUGUGGUAGCUGUGGUGUCUUCCUGGACGGCCCACCCAGGACGCCCUCACAAGUAAUCCAAGGACAGGACGCACUGGAAGCUGAUCAGUCCUCAGCCACUUGGCAAGCCGUUCCUGCACCAGAAUCUACAACCGUGCCUCCAGCUGCGGGUUUGCGCAUGUGUGCAGAUGCACAGACACAGACAGUGGGUCUGUUUUUCCCAUCCAGCAUUGAGCUGAAAAAACGGAGCCAGCAGAGGGAAAUGGAGAUUAGCAGACAGGAACAGAUGAGUGACAGGAAGCCCCUCCUCACUGCCAUUAGUCCAGGUCGAGGGUUCUGGAGGAAGCAGCUGGAUCACAUCUGCGCUCAUCUGCGCAGUUACACUCAGAAUAAUAAUGAGUUCAGAGCUCUGAUUGGAGAACCUCGGCUGGGCAGAAUGAUCUCUGCUGUUAUUCAGGAGGACAGCUAUGAAGUCAGUCUGCGCAUCAAUUUCAUCUCUGCCUCACCGGAGGGAUCCAGGUCGUCAUCUGCAGGACAGCAGAGCCGAUCUGGGGCAUCAGAGAGUCAGAACCUCAGUGCUGUGACAGAAGGCAGGAAUUCAGCCAGCCCGGAGAGUAACAUUAACACCGCAGCAUCCUCAGCCAACAGAAAGAAGCAGAAAAAGAUCUGGACAUCAGACUCUACAGAAAAGCAGCCAGAGUCUAAAGACAGUCUUCUCCUAAAGGAGGUGGGGCCUGAGGGCCGGGGCCGGAUCUCAAUGGUGCAGCAGCUAUUGGAUGAGGGUGCUGAUCCAGCAUGUUUGGGAAGUGAUGGGCGUCCUGCUCUGGUUGCUGCAGUGCUAAAUGGGCAUCAUGAUGUCAUACCUGUGCUGGUGCAGAGAGAAGCCGACGUUAACCAAUCAUCUGGACCGUUGAAUAACACGGCCCUGCAUGAGGCUGCAGCUCUGGGAAAUGAAGGUCUGAAGAGCGUUGAGAUACUCCUGGGGUGUAACGCAAGUAUCAGAAAGCAGAAUGAUCGGGGCCAGACACCGUAUGAUAUUGCCGUGGCCGCCGGGAGCAGCUCCGUGGUUUCUCUGAUGGCGGCUCACAUGGGACAGGGUCUGCUACAGCGCCACACCAAGGCCAGGAGCAUGUCUGGACUGGAUACCUUCUCAUGAGACAAUGAUUCUCUCAUUGAUUCCGUUGAUGAAGCAAGAUGUUAAUUGUGUUCUGUUGUCUAAUGUUCGCAUCACCAAACUACACUAUUAGUGUAUCUACAGAGGUGGCAGCCAAUGAGCAUGAGGAUUUUCUCCGACCCACACCAUAUACUGUAUAAUUUAAACACGCUUACUGUA
Messenger RNA from Megalobrama amblycephala (Wuchang bream), 2643 nucleotides. It is a transcript of the gene dzank1, whose product is annotated as double zinc ribbon and ankyrin repeat domains 1. Gene Ontology annotation, molecular function: protein binding. The record is from RefSeq and is a predicted model, not a curated record. Gene Ontology annotation, biological process: eye photoreceptor cell development. The coding region runs from base 166 to 2466 and encodes 766 amino acids. Lineage: Eukaryota; Metazoa; Chordata; Actinopteri; Cypriniformes; Xenocyprididae. The transcript has 21 exons.